This is a messenger RNA of Talaromyces stipitatus ATCC 10500, 2373 nucleotides long. Its product is annotated as protein kinase family protein. The transcript is spliced from 9 exons. The record is from RefSeq and is a predicted model, not a curated record. Gene Ontology annotation, molecular function: ATP binding; protein kinase activity. Gene Ontology annotation, biological process: protein phosphorylation; tRNA export from nucleus. Lineage: Eukaryota; Fungi; Ascomycota; Eurotiomycetes; Eurotiales; Trichocomaceae. Bases 1 to 2373 code for a protein of 790 amino acids. Gene Ontology annotation, cellular component: cytoplasm.
AUGGACUUUCUUAAGUCUGCUGUCGCCUCGGCGAUGGCCAAGGGGAGUUCUCUCCCCUUUUCGCUUGGAGAUCGUGUCGACAUAGACAGUUCAUUAUGGACGCUACACAAUGCGACGAAGCGGGACGACGGAUCCAAUUGCACCGUUUUCACAUUCGAUAUCAACGCAAACAAAUCCCGCCUUUCUCUCGCCAAAAAUGCGAUGCGCAAGUUUAGGACGUUAAGACAUCCUGGCGUACUACGAGUAAUAGAUACGAUCGAAACGGAAUCGCAUAUUUAUAUCGUGACUGAAAGAGUGAUGCCCCUUUCCUGGAUAGUGAAACGCAAGAGUAUAAAUGAGGAGACGGCGAAAUGGGGGUUAUAUACUGUAGCUUCGACUCUCAAGUUUAUCAACGCAGACGCUUCUUCUGUGCACGGUGCGAUUCGAGUAUCUUCUAUAUACACAAGUGAGAGUGGAGAAUGGAGAUUAGGAGGAUUCGAUAUCUUGAGUUCUAUGAACGAUGAUGAUGCUGUCAUCUACACAUACGGCAGCCUAGUACCCGAUUCAGCGCGUUACGCUCCCCCGGAAAUCAACAAAGGAGGAUGGGAGAUUAUCAAGCGGAAUCCACUGGCCGCCGUGGAUUCAUAUGGACUAGGAAUAUUAGUGUAUGAAGUGUUUAAUGGUAACUUCACAAGCCCUGACCAGGUCGGAAAGACGACCAAUAUACCACCCAGUAUGCACCAAAGUUACCGAAGAUUGUGUGCCGCCAACCCUAAACUGCGACUAAGCGCUGCCAAUUUUGUUGAGCAGGGAAAGAAGAUUGGCGGUUUCUUCGAGACGCCUCUGAUUCGGUUAACUGAUGAUAUUGAGAGUUUGGGAUUGAAGGAUGAUGCGGAGCGAGAAGAGUUUCUUAAUGAACUGGACGCGAUUUCCGAAGACUUUCCUGAAGAUUUCUUCAAGAUGAAAAUAUUGCCCGAACUCUUGAAAUCAGUCGAGUUUGGUGGUGGCGGCCCAAAGGCUCUCACUGCCGUGGUCAAGAUAGGAACUAAGCUCACAGACGAUGAAUAUUCAUCGAGAUUAACUCCCGUCAUUGUUCGAUUGUUUGCAAAUCCGGACCGCGCUAUGAGGGUUAGUUUACUGGACAACCUGCCCCUGAUAAUUGAUCGUCUACCACAGAAACUUGUCACUGAUAAGAUCUUUCCACAAAUGACCUCUGGUUUCACCGAUGUUGCACCUGUUGUCCGAGAGCAAACGGUCAAAGCCGUUUUGACGGUUAUUGGCAAGUUGUCCGACAGAGUGAUUAAUGGCGAGCUCCUUCGAUUCUUGGCUCGUACUGCCAACGAUGAACAGCCUGGUAUCCGAACAAAUACAACAAUCUGUCUUGGAAAGAUUGCGAAGAACCUUUCGCCAGGUACAAGGUCAAAGGUGCUCAUAGCAGCAUUCUCGCGCUCAGUGCGUGACCCUUUCGUGCACGCACGAAAUGCAGGAUUAUUGGCUUUUGCAGCAACGAUAGAUUCGUUUUCAGAGGAUGACUGCGCUAGUAAAAUCAUGCCAGCCCUGUGUCCUGCAUUACUUGAUAAAGAAAAACUUAUUCGAGAUCAAGCAAACAAAACUCUCGAUUUAUAUCUACAACGAGUGCGGAAACAUGGCAGUACCAUGGCUGACACUGUAUUACCACCGCCGAAUACUGUUGAUCCAGCUUCAACGAACAAUCCCAAUGCUGCGCGAAUUGGAACUUCUAAUGAUACUUCAUGGGCCGGAUGGGCAAUCUCUUCAUUCACCAAUAAACUUACCGCUGCAAAGGGCGAAAUAGAACCGACCAGCACACUUACGACUACCGAGUUGACCCGACCAUCCUCCGUACCUCAACCUUCAAUAACUCCUUCUAUGACUGAACCCGCAAGACAUGCAGCCUCAACAUUACGCGCUGAAGCUCCCGCAUUAGCACGAGCAACUUCAGACACAGCCGCACAAACAACAACCGACACCCUAAAACCAUUAGACGAUGACGACGGCGACUGGGGCGCCGAUGCCUGGGACCAAGGGGACGAAACCGCUACAAAGGCCGAUGAGGAUCAAUUCUUCGACGCUGGAAGUAGUCCAGCUCCAACAUCGCCAGCUACCACCUCCAUUUCGGCGGCAGUACCUUAUGAUGACGGCGGCGAGCCGGAUUUCGCAGGUUGGUUGGCGGCGCAGUCGAAAGCGAAGGCUAAGAAGCCGUUACCGAAGGGAUUGGGUGAUAGUAAGAUGAGUACGGCGAAACAACAAGUCCCCAUUCGGUCGGCGCCUGUUUCGCGGUCAGCGUCGUCGAGGCCUUCUCCUAAACCUGCAAAGGUUAUUGAUACGACGCCGAAGGAUGAAGGGGAGGAAGAUGGUUGGGGGGAUGCAUGGUAG